Messenger RNA from Ilex paraguariensis (yerba mate), 1428 nucleotides. Lineage: Eukaryota; Viridiplantae; Streptophyta; Magnoliopsida; Aquifoliales; Aquifoliaceae. The record is from the annotation of a GenBank genome assembly.
AGUUUUUCACAAAAAUGUCUCUUUCUAUGUUGGAAGAAUAUUCAAUUGGAGAGUCUGAGUCUAACUCUCCUCUUUUUUUUAUUCGGUAAGUCCGUCCAAGCCUCUCGUUCAUCGGUUGGAGUGAAUAAUCAUAGGCCACCAUUAGUUGCCCCUCACGAGUAAUCACAUCUUAUCUAACAAUGGCGGAAGCAAUCACCAGUAUUGUAGGAAAGAGGAUUGCAGUUGUUACUGGGGCAAACAAAGGGAUAGGAUUUGAAAUUUGUAGGCAGUUAGCUUCUCAUGGAGUCUUGGUGAUAUUGACCGCUAGAGAUGAGAAGAGAGGAAGUGAAGCUUGUGAAAAAAUCAAAGACUGUGGUCUCUCUGAUAAUGUGGUUUUUCAUCAACUUGAUGUGACGGAUCCAAAAAGUAUAGUUGCCCUUGCUGAUUUCGUCAAGAAUCAAUAUGGAAGGCUUGAUAUCCUGGUGAAUAAUGCUGGGAUUCUUGGAGCUAAAGUAGAUGGUGAUGGUAUAAAAGCUGCAGUGACCGGUGUUAGUGGGACAGAAGGAGCACAAAUAAAUUGGAAUGAAAUAAUGACUCAGCCUUAUGAAUUUGCAGUAGAAGGCCUGCAAAUAAACUAUUAUGGUGCAAAAAGAAUGACUGAAACAUUUAUUCCCCUCCUACAGUUAUCUGACUCGCCAAGGAUUGUAAAUGUUUCCUCCAGCAGGGGACAGUUGACGAAUAUGCCGAAUAGAUGGGCUAAAGGAAUAUUAAGUGAUGCUGAAAGCCUUACAGAAGAGAAAGUGGAUGAGGUACUGAAUGAGUUUCUAAAAGACUUUAAAGAGGGUUCCUUACAAGCCAAAAGUUGGCCUUCUUUUGCAUCAGCAUAUACAGUCUCAAAAGCAGUCAUGAACGCUUACACGAGGAUUCUAGCGAAGAAGUACCCUACUUUCUGCAUCAAUUGUGUCUGUCCUGGCUACGUCAAAACAGAUAUAAACUUCAAUACUGGUAGAUUUUCUGUAGAAGAGGGCGCUGAAAGUCCAGUGAGGCUGGCUCUGCUGCCUGAUGGAGGGCCUUCUGGCAUGUUCUUUUUUCGGAACGAAGUAUCUACCUUUGAAGGAAAUUGAGCCAUUAUAAUUCUGCAAGAGGAAGAUAAAGCUAUGUGUCUUAGACUACCACUGCAUAUAAUGUAAUGUACUUCACAUAUGUUUAUAAUUCGAACAGCUAAACAGUGAUGUAUGUGUAUAACUACAUUGCUCAUGACUUUGAAUAUCAUGUUUGAGGUUUGUGCUCUCAAAUCUUAAUAAAAACUCACACUUGCAGGCAGGAACACAUCGAAAUCUUUUGAUAGACCACAAUACUGGAUUUGGGUCUAGGCUUGUGCCAACUAUUUUUUCGGUUCAACGGCCGAUUAUCGUGUUUUGAGUUGGAUUAGAACAUUGUGGUCUUAGG